UCGGUUGUUAGAUCCAUCUGUACAAUUAAUGUAAUAAUAGUAUUUCGAAAAUGUUCCUUAAAUUUAUAUUUGGAGUUAUUUUGCUGGCCGUUUUCGUGGAGGGGCACGACAAAGUCGUAGUCUGCUACUACGGCACAUGGGCCACCUACCGCUCUGGCGACGGCAAAUUCUCCGUCUCCGACAUCAACGCUUCACUCUGCACCCAUCUCGUUUACACCUUCGUCGGGAUCCAUGACGAUGGGACUGUUAUCUCGCUCGAUCCGUAUCUGGACUUGCCUGAUAACCAAGGACGUGACAAUUUCAAGAAAUUCAACGCAUUGAAGCAACAGAACAACCAGUUGAAAACUAUUCUGGCCGUCGGGGGCUGGAAUCAGGGAUCUGCAAACUACUCCACGAUGGCAGCCUCCGCUACCCUGCGCAAGACCUUCAUCACUACCGCCAGAGAUAUGGUCCUGACCUACGGUUUCGACGGCUUAGACAUAGAUUGGGAGUACCCCAACCAACGGGACAGUACUCAGGGAGUUGCUGACGUGAACAACUUCUCUUUAUUACUGAAGGAAUUGAGGGAAGAGUUCGAUAAACAUGGACUGUUGAUUACUGUUGCUGUUGCCGCUGUGGAGUCGAGUGCGUCGCUGUCUUAUGAUAUCCCUAAUGUGGCCAAGUACGUGGACCUCGUAAACAUCAUGACAUACGACCUCUAUGGCGCCUGGGAUUCGAUCACCGGCCACAACGCUCCCCUCCACGUAGAUCAGGGUAGGAUCUACGCUGUGGAUGCCGCUUUGAACUAUUGGCUCUCACAAGGCUGUCCCCCAGAAAAGGUUGUAAUGGGCAUACCUUUCUACGGCAGGACUUUCAACUUGACCGAUGCGAAUAACAAUGGGGUAGGGGCUCCAUCAAGUGGGGUUGGGUUCGCUGGACAAUAUACUGCUACAAAAGGCUUUGUUGGAUACAACGAGUUCUGCACCAAACUAAACACGGAAACCUGGGACGUCCUUUACGAUUCCAUAGCUCAAGUGCCAUAUGCCAUCCAAGACAAAAACUGGGUAUCCUACGAUGAUCCCAAUUCCAUAGCCAAGAAGGUCGAAUAUGCCAUGAAUCUCGGCAUCGCCGGUGCCAUGGUUUGGAGUAUCGAAACUGAUGACUUCCACGGGAAGUGUGGAGAGGACUUUGCUUUAUUAAGGGCUAUUAACUCAGCUUUAGCUGGAUCUAGUACUACUACUACUACAUCUACUACUACUCCUAGUACCACUACAACAACUAAACGUCCUACUACUACAAGUACUGCGGCCCCUACACACCCAACUACUGUUACUACUACUACUAGUACUACAACGACGUCUACUGUAAAACCUACGACAACAACAACAUCAGCACCCUCAGCACUAUGCACUAAAGAAGGUCCAAUACCCAACCCUGACGAUUGUUCCACCUUCUUCAUCUGUGUCCAAGGAAACUACGGCAUGGUUCCCACACUCAUGAACUGUCCAGCCAAUCUGGUGUGGGAUGAUGAGAAUAAAAUCUGCAAUUAUAGGUACCUUGUCAAAUGUGAAGCUUGAAAAUCGAAUGGUGUCUUGAGGCUAUCAAAAGUUUCUGAUGCGGGUUAGCAAAGAGGUUCAAGUAUAAACAAAAAUAGUGCCAAAGUAAAACGUGUAGCCACAGUGCAUAGACUACCAUCUCCCGACUCGUUCUAAGGUACGUUUUUUCUUUACGGAGUUUUAUACCUGUGCUAAUUAUAUAUUCUUUGGUAUUAAAUAUGCUAUUAGGAGAAAAUAUGUAAAAUAACUUAGCUUCCUAAACCAACUCAAUGCACCUAAAAUUAUUUUGAGCUUAUUUUAUUUUAUUAAAAACUACCUACGAGUACAAAAAACUUUAGUUACUAUUGUUAUUUUAUUUUAAACUUCUGCAUUACAUAUCGCUAUCAUAAGAGUAAAAUUCUCGUAUUAUAUUAUACCUUGUAUUGGAAAUGUCUGAAUUGUAUCUGUACCUACUUUAAUUGAUGUGAUUUGAUGUUCAAUUUGUUAACUGGUAUCUCCAAAUGCCAACCUACGACUUUGGCAAAAAUGCCGAAUUGAUCUUUGCCUCAAUCUCUGUAAAGACGUAUUAACUAUUUGAUUAUUUAUAAAAAAACUUCAUUAUUAAUUAUUACUCUUAUGGUCCGUGAAUCGAAUUCUAAUCUUAAAUAUGAUUAGUUACGAACAAUACCUAAUUUUAAUUGAAUUUGAUUGUACUUACAAAAACCAUAUGAAUAAAAUUUUGCCAAAUUAAUAAAAAAAAAA
Messenger RNA from Leguminivora glycinivorella, 2276 nucleotides. Its product is annotated as probable chitinase 2. Gene Ontology annotation, biological process: chitin catabolic process; carbohydrate metabolic process. NCBI's taxonomy places the organism in Eukaryota, Metazoa, Arthropoda, Insecta, Lepidoptera, Tortricidae. Gene Ontology annotation, cellular component: extracellular region. The record is from RefSeq and is a predicted model, not a curated record. Gene Ontology annotation, molecular function: chitinase activity; chitin binding. The transcript is spliced from 8 exons. The coding region runs from base 51 to 1556 and encodes 501 amino acids.